GCCAGCGGCAGCGACGCCUGCCCGGACAAGUGCCCGGACAAGUACGAGCCCGUUAGGGACGAUACGGGUGUCGAGCACACGAACGAGUGCCGCAUGCGCAUGGCCCAGUGCCUCACGAACGACGCGUCAACAAGGGCGGCGCUGCCACCAAGGGCAAGACCCCCAUCUACGAGGACGACUCGGAGUCCGGCAGCGACGACGACGUCCUGCGGCAGCGACGCCUGCCCGGACAAGUGCCCGGAAAUAUACAAGCCCGUUAAGGACGAUACGGGUGUCGAGCACGUGAACGAGUGCGCCAUGCGCAUGGCCCAGUGC
Phytophthora sojae is the source of this 315-nucleotide messenger RNA. RefSeq lists its product as hypothetical. The record is from RefSeq and is a predicted model, not a curated record. NCBI's taxonomy places the organism in Eukaryota, Oomycota, Peronosporomycetes, Peronosporales, Peronosporaceae. The annotation marks the transcript as partial. The transcript has 3 exons. Gene Ontology annotation, molecular function: protein binding.